UCUGAAACCCUAUCUCCCUUAGCCGCCACCUCCCUUUACUCAUUGUUAAGGUUUCUAAUAUGUUCCACAACAGUAGAACAAAGUCUUGAAAUCUCCUCUAUCCUUACAUCACUUUUGAUUUUCUUCUUCGUUGAGCAAUUAUGGAAAUCGCUAAGAGGGAUCUGACGGUUGGAACAACAAUUAUCACGACGAACGAUGAACUUGGCACUUUAAUCGCUGCGGAUGGUCAGGGUAAUUCAGUAAGCGGUGCUGAGGAUAUUGCUAGAUUGGGUCUGUCCUCUACCACAGACGAAUUGAAGGUAGCAAAAAUUCAAUUUGGCUUGUAUGCAUCUGUUGCCGGGUUCAAUGGUUGGACUUUGCCUUUGAUUGAGGAAUUCAAAAAUCUGGGAAAAACCCCAAAACUUAACAUUGAAGACUGUGCAACUUUGGCCAAAAAGUUUUUUCUGAAUAGGAAAUAUAAACUCAAUCCAGAUAAGUGGUCGUAUCUUCCUGAAAAUUUUGAUAUUCAAAGAAAAGCGGCUAGCAUUACUUUCUCAUCCUAUGGUGGAUUUGGAGAGAAUCCCAGAAGAGUAAUCAAGGUUCAGAGAUACACCAAUGGCUUUGUGACCAAGAAAGAUGUCUUAAGAGUAUCAGAAUUGAAAACUAAACUAGUGCCUGAAAUGAAGAAAUGUUUCAGAACCUUUUCUUUCCAAGGUUCCGGUGGUGAUUAUGCUAGAAAGGUUCUUUGCAGCAAGAGCCGUGUGUUUGAGUGUGGGAAGAAUGUGCGACGUCGAUUGGACGAAAUCUUAAAGGCAAUGGCAUAUUCUUGCUUCAAGGAUCCCAAGACUGGAAGAAUGAUUACAGUGUUCCAUCUCACUGAUGAUGGAACAGAAGUGUUGUAUGAGAAGAAUGCCGAUGUCCUAAUGCACAAGUAUCGGGAUUUUCUGACUGAAAUGGAAAUUAAAGAAGAAGGAAGGGUAGAAAGAGUUGAGGUAAUGAACUAUCAUUUAAUGUUGGCACGUGCAAAUAUUCAGAUGAGAAGAGAGGCAGAGGAAGCAGCAGUAGAGGCAGCGGCAGUGCAAGUGAGUCUUAAAAGGAAAAGAGACACAAAGGAAUAGGGUUUGCAGUUGUUGGUAAUUUGUUUUAGUUUAUCUCUGAAAAUUGCGAGCAAGAACUAUCAUGGAGAACUUCUCAUAGAUGAAAUAGGAAGAUUAUAGUCAUUUCCACGUCUAUUUUGUUUGAAGUUACUGGUUCAACUUGUACUUCUUUUGCAAAUCAACUAAGUGAAGUAACAACUUAAACACCCUAAAUAAUAGGGUUUGACCUCAGUUUUUGUGGCAAAGUUUAUCUUGGAAAAAAUAGCUUUUAGUUCCUU
This is a messenger RNA of Papaver somniferum (opium poppy), 1354 nucleotides long. RefSeq lists its product as uncharacterized. Lineage: Eukaryota; Viridiplantae; Streptophyta; Magnoliopsida; Ranunculales; Papaveraceae. The record is from RefSeq and is a predicted model, not a curated record. The transcript is spliced from 4 exons. Bases 141 to 1097 code for a protein of 318 amino acids.